CCGGCCGAUCACGCACCGCCGCCUGCUCAUGUGCGCAGCGCGAGGCUCGAGUCAGCCAAAGCUAAGCAACCGAUAGCUUAUUGUUUUUUCUUUUCACCAAGUGUUGGGGACAGGCUGCACUUCUGCUACUGCACUACCAUGGCAGUGCGAGUGCUUCCUCUUCCUCCAGUGCUCGUGCUUCCUCUGCUCCUGGCUCUGGUUGCUUCGGUCCAUGGCUACGGCGGCUAUGGCGACGGCAAGCUCAGGGUUGGGUUCUACAAGGAUUCGUGCCCGGACGCCGAGGCGAUCGUCCGGGAGAUUGUCGCCAAGGCCGUCCACAAGGACCCGACGGCGAACGCGCCGCUGCUGAGGCUCCACUUCCACGACUGCUUCGUCAGGGGCUGCGAGGGGUCGGUGCUCAUCAACUCCACCAAGGGGAACACGGCGGAGAAGGACGCCAAGCCCAACCACACGCUGGACGCCUUCGACGUCAUCGACGACAUCAAGGAGGCGCUGGAGAAGAGGUGCCCCGGCACCGUCUCCUGCGCCGACAUCCUCGCCAUCGCCGCCAGGGACGCCGUCUCGCUGGCUACGAAGGUGGUGGCCAAGGGGGAGUGGAGCAAGGACGGCAACCUGUACGAGGUGGAGACCGGCAGGCGGGACGGCAGCGUCUCCAGCGCCAAGGAGGCCGUCAAGAACUUGCCCGACUCAUUCGAUGGAAUCCGGAAGCUUAUCAAGAGGUUUGCAUCCAAGAACCUCAGCCUCAAGGAUCUGACUGUUCUCUCAGGUGCCCACGCGAUCGGCAAGUCGCACUGCCCGUCGAUCGCCAAGCGGCUGCGCAACUUCACCGAGAACCGGGACAGCGACCCGACCCUGGACAGGGCGUACGCCGACAGGCUCAGGCGGCGGUGCUGGAGGCCCAAGGACAAGACGACGGAGCUGGAGAUGGUGCCGGGGAGCUCGGAGACGUUCGACACGGCGUACUACGGCCUCGUGACCAAGCGGAGGGGCCUCUUCCACUCCGACGAGGCCCUGCUGCGGAACGACGUCACCAAGGGGCUCGUGUACCGGUACAGGGACUCGCCGGAGACGACGUUCUUGAGGGACUUUGGGGUGUCCAUGGUGAACAUGGGCAGGGUGGGCGUGCUCACCGGCAGCCAGGGGGAGAUCAGGAAGAAAUGUGCCUUCGUUAAUUAGCUAAUGGGGUGUCUUUGUUUUGCGUUGCCUAUAUGCUGGUGUUUCACGGCUUUAAAAGGCUUCCGUUUAAUUAUACAUAUUUGUUUAGGAGUGUCUUAGGUUCUAUGAUUGUGAACAUUUGGAUUGAUGUCAACUGUACCUUUGAUGGAAUGUGAUAACAUACAUGUUUUCAUCGUGGACAC
Molecule: messenger RNA, 1358 nt
Organism: Setaria italica (foxtail millet)
Lineage: Eukaryota; Viridiplantae; Streptophyta; Magnoliopsida; Poales; Poaceae
Product: peroxidase 56
Exons: 4
Coding region: 139-1176 (345 amino acids)
Biological process (GO): hydrogen peroxide catabolic process; response to oxidative stress
Cellular component (GO): plant-type cell wall; plasmodesma
Molecular function (GO): heme binding; peroxidase activity
Source: RefSeq, a predicted model, not a curated record